This is a messenger RNA of Mytilus californianus (California mussel), 1101 nucleotides long. Its product is annotated as complement component 1 Q subcomponent-binding protein, mitochondrial-like. NCBI's taxonomy places the organism in Eukaryota, Metazoa, Mollusca, Bivalvia, Mytilida, Mytilidae. Gene Ontology annotation, biological process: cytosolic ribosome assembly. The transcript has 6 exons. The record is from RefSeq and is a predicted model, not a curated record. Gene Ontology annotation, cellular component: mitochondrial matrix. The coding region runs from base 45 to 902 and encodes 285 amino acids.
AAUAGUUUUAUUCAUGCUUUCCGGUUCAAAUUCACAGCAAACCAAUGGCAUCUUUAAUAUUCAGAAGGUCAUCUCUGAUUUCCUCUCAGGUUGUGAAAAAUUGUAAAUCACGUCAAAUAUUAGGCGUUGCACAAACAGAUGCCAAUACAAGAUCAAUCAGUUCAUUAGUUGCUAGGACGAGAGAAGCUUGUCAUCAAAGACAACAUGUGCAGAUUUCAUCACAUUUAUUGCAGAGAAAAGCUACAAAACACUGUUCCAACUGUUCCUGUGGAGUUCAUAGUAAAGCAGAAGUUGAACAAGGAGACCUUGAAUUUUCAAAGUUUUUGGAGGAGGAAAUAAGACAAGAAAAAGAAAGAACAGUUCCUUUAGUAAAUACAGUAAAAGAUUGGGAUGUACAGAAGGAUGAUGCUGAAGUAACAUUGUCUAAAUCUAUAGAAAAUGAACAAAUACGACUUCACUUUAACAUAAACAAUAUGGUUGAUGUGUCACCACCAGAAUCUAAAGGAGAAUAUGAAGAGGGAAAUCAAAGCAAUAAUGCCGACAUGGUUAUGGCAAAACCAUUAUUCACAGUUGAAAUCCAGAAAGCCAGUGGAAAAAUACUGUCCCUUGACUGUUCAUACCCAGAGUACGAAGUAGAAUAUGAACAAGAAGAUAAUGAUGAUGCGUUUUGUAUAACAAGUGUGUCGAUGUCUGGUCCACAAGGAGAAGGAGACGACAACUCUUACAGUGUGGUAGCAGAAACUAUGGAUGAAACAAUGUAUGAGAUGUUGAUGGACAUGCUACACGACCGAGGAAUCGAUGAUAAAUUCAUUGGAGAUUUGGCAGAUUACAGUACAGGCUAUGAACAGUCAAAAUAUAUUGAACUUCUUGUAGACCUUAAAACCUUUCUGGAUGAAAAGUGAAUUAGGAACAUAUUGCUUUUAUUGUAAAAAGGGAAUAAAUAUCAAGAAUGGUGAACAUUAGCCAAAUGAAAGUCAAAAUGACAAAAACAGGGAGAAUGUUUUUAGAUCUAAUAUGUUACUAUGUAGUCAUCUGUUAUUGUAUUUUUGACUUUGUUGCAUUGAAAUCACAGCAGAUAUAAAGUUUUUAAAAGUUUGAAAA